Messenger RNA from Sinocyclocheilus rhinocerous, 725 nucleotides. Its product is annotated as ubiquitin-like protein FUBI. Bases 106 to 507 code for a protein of 133 amino acids. Gene Ontology annotation, cellular component: ribosome; cytosolic small ribosomal subunit. The record is from RefSeq and is a predicted model, not a curated record. Gene Ontology annotation, biological process: translation. The transcript has 5 exons. NCBI's taxonomy places the organism in Eukaryota, Metazoa, Chordata, Actinopteri, Cypriniformes, Cyprinidae. Gene Ontology annotation, molecular function: protein binding; structural constituent of ribosome.
CGCAGGACAAUUCUUUCUAGAACCGCGUAAACAUUUCAUAGAGUUGGUGUCGAUGUCGUGUUUGGCCUUCAUAUCUGGUAUCAGUAGCGAUUUAGACUGAACAUCAUGCAGUUGUUUGUUCGUGGCCAGACUUUGCACAAUAUUCAUCUUAAUGGCUCAGAGACUGUUGCCCAAAUCAAGGCUCAGAUUGAAGCUUUGGAGGGCCUGGCCUGUGAUGAUCAGAUCAUUUGUCUCUGCGGGGUUCCUCUGGAGGAUGAGACUCUGAUUUGUCAGUCUGGGAUUGAGGAGUUCAACACUCUUGAGGUCACAUCGAGGCUGUUAGGAGGCAAAGUCCAUGGUUCCCUGGCUAGAGCAGGCAAAGUCAGAGGACAAACUCCCAAGGUGGACAAGCAGGAGAAGAAAAAGAAAAAGACCGGCAGAGCAAAGAGAAGAAUUCAGUAUAACCGACGCUUUGUCAAUGUUGUCCCAACGUUUGGCAAAAAGAAAGGACCAAAUGCUAACUCAUAAUUUGCUUUUUAAAAUUACUGUCAGUGCUGACUAGUAGGACAUUCCUGAUGGGGGAAAAAUGUAAAAGCCAGGUGAUUCAUAAAAACUAAUUAUUUUGGGCACUUUAUAUACUACAAUAAUUUGUAAAGUAUGUCAUUACCUCAUUAUAAUGAUGUAAUAAACGGAAUCACUUCUAUGAAAGAAAGAGGUUUUGUAAGUUGCAAAUAAAAACAUUUAAU